GCUUCUCUGCCUGUCAUUUGGCCUAACCAGAGGACAAAUGUCCUCAUCCAAUUAUUGCACAACCGUCAACAAUCAGCAGGGCCAAUGUAUCCAAGCCAUUGAUUGUCCAGGACAACAAUAUGACGGAUGUUCGGAUAGACGAGAUUUCGUGUGCUGCGUAGAUGAAGCUAACUAUGAUGGUCUAAGACAAUUAAAUCAAUCGGAUAUAUGUGGAAGUUUCGGAGAUGAUAAAGUCAAAAAUGGUUUUGAGGUGGCAGUUCAUUCUCGUCCUUGGAUGGCUUUGCUCACAGGCAGGGAUACAAAUGGUGUGGAAACUGUUUUAUGUGGUGGCACACUCAUAACUCCACGUUUCGUUUUGUCAUCCGCUCACUGUUUCAUGGAUCAUAGAUAUAUAAACUAUCAUGUGAGAUUGGGCGAACAUAAGAUAUCUGAGAAAAAAUAUUGCAGUCGAAAAAUUUGUGAGAAGCCUCAUGAAAAUAUUGAAGUUAAAAGAAUUAUAAAACAUGAGCAUUAUCAUCCGCGUUUGGGUUUAAAUGAUAUUGCUCUAGUGGAAUUAAACAAGGAAGUGAUAUACAAAGCACACAUAAGGCCCAUAUGCCUACCUAUAUACAAAAAGUUGAGGGAUCUGUCGUAUACUAUGAAAUUCUUUAAAGUCACCGGUUGGGGUAGAACUGAAGUGGGCAAUUCGUCUGAUGUUCUAAAAGAAGUCAUAUUACCACGGGCCAAUCACAAUUUAUGCGCUAAGGAAUAUGCCCUUAAAAGAAUCAUUGGAAAGAAUCAACUAUGUGUGGGAUUUAAAGAUAUAGAAAAAGACAGUUGCGAAGGAGACUCUGGUGGUCCAUUAUUUACUGCCUACCCCUACUAUAGAGGACAGCGAUUCAUACAGAUGGGAAUCGUAAGCUAUGGACGGCAAUGUAGUAGUGUAGCAGCACCGGCUGUAUACACAAAUGUUGCUCGGUAUGUGCCAUGGAUUAGUCGUAUGAUAGUUGCUUAAAAAGCUGCUUAGGCGAACUAGAGUUCGUUGGAACUAGAAAAAGUAUAAUAACUUAAGUUUUAGCUAAUAAAAGUUAAUAUA
This is a messenger RNA of Drosophila willistoni, 1075 nucleotides long. RefSeq names its product serine protease grass-like. The transcript is spliced from 6 exons. Gene Ontology annotation, biological process: proteolysis. Gene Ontology annotation, molecular function: serine-type endopeptidase activity. NCBI's taxonomy places the organism in Eukaryota, Metazoa, Arthropoda, Insecta, Diptera, Drosophilidae. The record is from RefSeq and is a predicted model, not a curated record. Bases 38 to 994 code for a protein of 318 amino acids.